AUGUUCAAUUUAGCAAAAAUAACAAUUGCUACAAUAAGUUUAUUAUCAUUAACCUCAUCAAAAAAAGUUUAUAUAGAUAAUGAUGGAUUAACAGCUCCAGUAGCAUUAAUUCCUUUAAAAAAUGGUUGGGAAAUUGUAGGUAUGUCAGGAAGUUUUGGUUCAGCAUCAUUAAUUGAUUCAAUGGGUCAAAUUUCAAAUAUUUUAAAUGUUUAUAAUUUAUCAUCAUGUAUUCCUUUAUAUGAAGGAGCAAAUCAACCAUUAUUAAGAAGAAAAGAAACUUUUAAAAUUUGGCAAUCUAUGUUUGGUGAUUUAGUUUGGCAAGGUGCUUAUGAUGAUCAUUAUGAAGAUAUGUAUACUUGGGAUAAUGUUACUUAUGACCAGUCAAUUCCUGCUGCUUUAGCUUUAAUUGAUAUAGUUAAAAAAUAUAAAGAUGAAGAUCCUGUUUAUAUAUAUUCUGCAGGAAUGAUGACAACAGUUGCUCAAGCAUUAUCAUUAUAUCCAAAUUUAGUUAAUGAUUCUGCUGGUUUAUAUAUUAUGGGUGGUUUUUUCGAUACUCAAUUUGCUGCAGCAACUGGAACUCCUAUUGUAAAUGAUAUAAAUACUGAUAUUAAUUUUAUUGAUGAUCCAGAAGCUGCUCAAAUUGUUCUUACUGCUGGUUGGAAAAAUUUAGUUAUUGGAGCAAAUGUUACAAAUUAUUUAGUACCAUCACAAAAAUUAUAUGAUAAAUUAAUUGAAAAAGCUGGUGGAAAUUUAACAAAAAUUCAAAAUACUCCUUAUUUAUCACCAUUAAGUCAACUUUUAGCAACUGGGAAUUAUUCACAAAAUAAUGAACAACAAACAUUACCAUUUUGGGAUGAAGUUGUUGUUGCAUUUUUAACUGAUCCUUCAUUAAUUUUAAAUAGUUCAAAUUUUAGUGUUGCUAUAGAUACUCAAUUUUAUUCACCAUUUUAUGGAAAUUUAAGAAUUUGGGGUAAUGAAUUUGCUCCAAAGGGAGUUAAAACUGGUAAUGCUACUAUUGUUAAUCAAAUUGAUGAUGAUAAAUUUUAUAAUUUAAUCUUGGAUGUUUAUCUUGAUGAAUAUAGAUCUUAUUGUUCUGAUGGAUCAAUUGGUAUUUAUAAUAUUACAGAAGAAAUUUGA
This is a messenger RNA of Lodderomyces pseudojiufengensis, 1137 nucleotides long. RefSeq lists its product as uncharacterized. The record is from RefSeq and is a predicted model, not a curated record. Gene Ontology annotation, cellular component: cytosol. The coding region runs from base 1 to 1137 and encodes 378 amino acids. Gene Ontology annotation, biological process: purine nucleoside catabolic process. Gene Ontology annotation, molecular function: purine nucleosidase activity. Lineage: Eukaryota; Fungi; Ascomycota; Pichiomycetes; Serinales; Debaryomycetaceae. The transcript has a single exon.